Molecule: messenger RNA, 1128 nt
Organism: Cajanus cajan (pigeon pea)
Lineage: Eukaryota; Viridiplantae; Streptophyta; Magnoliopsida; Fabales; Fabaceae
Product: CASP-like protein 4D1
Source: RefSeq, a predicted model, not a curated record
AUGGAGAGAAAUAAUGCAAAAAAUGUGAAUGAAAUAUAUUACUCAAAUGAAUGUGGUCUAGUAUACUAUUCAGCUUGCUCCGGCAAAUAGGGUCAAUCAAUGUGAAGCAAUUAAUAAUGUUUUCAAAGAAUGAGAAGUUUCGUAGAAAAUUUUAAGCAAGUGCGCAGAGUUUGAUUAGUCAACGAAUUAACUCGACUAUAGCUAGCUGUGAUGCCAAUUUUCAAAGUCAACCAUUUAUUUUUAUUCGAAACUCAUAAUGAAUCCACUUGGUGAUUGACUUUGUCCUUAAACGAGAACUAGUGUUCACGAUCACAAGCUUAUACUAUUAAUUAUAAAAGGUCCAAAGAUGCACCAAAUUUGUUGGCAGAACAAGCAUUAAGCCUAAGAAUAAGAUGGUGGAUAAUAGCAAACCCUCUAGUUCCACAGUUUCAAGAACUGUCCUUCUCUUUUUGAGGGUCUUAACCUUUGUGUUCCUUCUCAUUGCGCUCAUUCUCAUUGCCACAAACAACCACAGUGAUGAUGACACAGGUGCCAAAGUCAAGUUCAGUGAUUUCUAUGCUUAUCGAUAUAUGAUCUCCACGAUAGUCAUUGGCUUUGCGUAUAACCUUCUGCAAAUGGCGCUCUCAAUCUUUACUGUUGUCUCAGGAAAGCGUGUAUUGAGCGGUGAUGGUGGCUAUCUAUUUGAUUUCUUUGGUGACAAGAUCAUAUCGUACCUUAUGAUAUCGGGUUCAGCUGCUGGAUUUGGAGUGACCGUAGAACUGGAUAGAGGAGUACCCUCAAACUCCUUUACUGAGAAGGCAAAUGCUUCAGCUAGUCUUCUUCUAAUUGGAUUUUUGUUCACUGCCAUAGCAUCAACUUACACUGCUUUUGCUUUGCCAAAGAAAGCUAAUAAUUAAUUAGCUUGAUAUGAUGAAGAAAAUUAAUGAUGUUCAUGGAUUACAAAUUUAUAAUUCUUUCUUGUUAAUUUCCCUUCUCUAGUUAACUUGGUUUUGUUCAGUUCCUUUUGGUGGCCAAUCAUUUGCUGUGACUUAAAUGUCAUGGACUAAUUAAUUUGUAUUUGUCUAUCUUUGUGUCUGUAUUUUUCCUUCUUAAGAUAUGAAGCAACUGUUACUUGUUUUGAUUUUUCAA